Molecule: messenger RNA, 405 nt
Organism: Torulaspora delbrueckii
Lineage: Eukaryota; Fungi; Ascomycota; Saccharomycetes; Saccharomycetales; Saccharomycetaceae
Gene: PBP4
Product: Pbp4p
Exons: 1
Coding region: 1-405 (134 amino acids)
Source: RefSeq, a predicted model, not a curated record
AUGAGUGCGGCAACUGUCUCAAAUGGUGGGAAGCUGACUGGUUGGGCCCAGGCCGCUGCCAGGGCAAUACCUGCGCAACAGCACCAGCAACAGCCACGCCCUACAACAACCUCUCCUUCACCAACGCACAAACAAUCUUCGAAUAGUGUCAAUUCUACCGCCAACACCACCGGAGCGGCCAGAACUAAGAGGAAACCCACCAGACAGCCUUACAAUCGCGAUGAAGUACGUUCUUACAUGAAUUCUCUAUUCAAAUCCCAGACAAAUGCAAUUUCAAGUGAGUCGACUUACACAACAGAUCAACAACGCAAAAGUUCUCUAGAUUGGGGAACUGUAACAAAUAGCAAGUACAGAAAUAAGAAGUACGGUUGCCUGAACGAUAUCGCUCAGGCGCUGUGGAAGUAA